GGCUGAGCCGAGCCAAUGGGGAGCGCCAGGGGCUCGGCUCGCCCGUUCUCACGCCCCACCCUCGGAGUGAAGAAAGUUUCGCCCCGCCGCCGAGAGAGACGAGAGGACAUGGCCUCGCCGAGGUGGCUCUGGUGUGUGUGUGCGACCACAGCGGUGGCACUGCUGCUCAUUUCCAAGGUUCCUUCGGCCUCUGCCCAAAGAAAGAAGGAGAUGGUGUUAUCUGAGAAGGUGAGUCAGCUGAUGGAAUGGACCAAUAAGAGACCUGUAAUAAGGAUGAAUGGAGACAAGUUCCGCCGCCUUGUUAAAGCCCCGCCAAGAAACUACUCUGUUAUCGUCAUGUUUACUGCUCUCCAACUUCACAGACAGUGUGUCGUUUGCAAGCAAGCUGAUGAAGAAUUCCAGAUUCUGGCAAAUUCUUGGCGAUACUCCAAUGCAUUUACCAACAGGAUAUUUUUUGCCAUGGUGGAUUUUGAUGAAGGCUCUGAUGUAUUUCAGAUGCUAAACAUGAAUUCAGCUCCAACUUUCAUCAACUUUCCUCCGAAAGGAAAACCCAAAAGGGCUGAUACGUAUGAGUUGCAGGUGCGAGGGUUUUCAGCUGAACAGAUUGCCCGGUGGAUUGCAGACAGAACUGAUGUCAACAUUAGAGUAAUAAGACCUCCAAAUUAUGCUGGACCCCUAAUGUUGGGAUUGCUUCUGGCUGUUAUUGGUGGACUUGUGUAUCUGCGAAGAAGCAAUAUGGAAUUCCUCUUUAAUAAAACUGGAUGGGCUUUUGCGGCUUUGUGUUUUGUGCUUGCUAUGACAUCUGGCCAAAUGUGGAACCAUAUAAGAGGACCACCAUAUGCUCAUAAGAAUCCCCAUACAGGACACGUGAAUUAUAUCCACGGGAGCAGCCAGGCCCAGUUCGUAGCUGAAACCCACAUCGUUCUUCUCUUCAAUGGUGGGGUUACCUUAGGUAUGGUGCUUUUAUGUGAAGCUGCUACCUCUGACAUGGAUAUUGGGAAGCGAAGGAUGAUGUGUAUUGCUGGGAUUGGACUUGUUGUGUUAUUCUUCAGUUGGAUGCUUUCUAUCUUUCGAUCAAAAUACCAUGGCUAUCCAUACAGCUUUCUGAUGAGUUAAAGAGGAUUCCAGAGAAACAUUGACACUGGUAAUGGAAACUGAAAAAUAGAAACUAUUUGGUGUUUGAAGAAUGCAACUCACAUUUUAUAUUACCUCUUUUUGUCAAGUGAUCUAAAUAGUUAAUCAUUUAACCAAAGAUGUGUAGUGCCUUAACAAGCAGUUGUAAGAUCAUGAAGUAUUUGGAAUUGCUCCUCUUAACCUUCCCUUCCCAGUGAACUUAUGAAACAUUUGGUUUUUGUAGAAUUAAGUACUUUAUAAAAAUUAAAACUACUACUUCAUUUUACUUAGAGCCAAACUCAAAACUGCUAUAGUUAACUUUCAGUCAUGUGAUUUUAUCUAAGGUUGGGGAUGGGAGGUUCUGAGCAGGAAUUCCCACCUCUGCCUUUUGCAAACAACUGCACCUGGAAGCCGUUGUUCUUUUUCCUUUUCUGUGCUUCUCCUUUCUCCUUUCCUCCUGGGCCAAGCUGUCAUAUGCACCGUGUGAUCUGAAAAUGGGCUGUGGAGCCUUUGGAAGAACACAUGUCUUCCUGUGUCUUUCUGGCUGAAAUCAGCUACAUGUGCCUCCUUUUACACAUUAAAAAGUACCUCUAACUAAAGACUAUGAUUUGUGCAUGGGUGUGCUGUAACUACCUUGUACAUGGAAAGAUUUCUCAUUCAUUCUGUUUCUAGUUUUAUUUAAGUGGCCCUUCUCUAAUAAUAAUAGUUUGUUGCUAAAAAUCAGUAUAACUUAUAAAUGGUCUCAAAUGUUUAAGUUACACAUUGUCAUUGAUUUCAUAUAUACCUAACAGAAAAUAAGCUGAGUUGUGUUCAUGGAAAGGACUCUUCUUUGAAUGAGAAAACAAAAUCGUGAAAUAUUGAUUUGUUGCCUAGGUACAGAAAUGAAAUGGUUUACCAGGCUGUGGUAGACAGAGGCUGAGCUCUGUGAGUUUGUGGUCAGCCUGGGCUACAUAGUGAGACCCUGUCUCCAGGGGAAAAGACAAAAAAGGAAGGAAGAAAGUAAUGUUUUCAAGCUGACACUGUGGCUAGCAGGAGUCACUCCAAUCCCAAUGCCUUAGGAAAAAAGGAAGAUUUCGUGAAACCUGGUCUAUGUAUUUUCUAUCUUCUUUUGGUAAGGACUGUUCCUUGAAACCUGGUCUUUUGUUUUUGAAAACACGUGUUCCGUAAAACAUGGGCUGUUUUUUUAAAUAAGUGUUUCUUGAAACCUAGUGCGGCUCUUGUUUUCAUUUGGUUUUUAUUUGUGUGCCGGUUUUCUACACGGACUGUUUCCUGAAACCUGCCUUUGAGACAACGCUAGCUGGCCUUCCCUCUCAGAGGGCGGGAGAGCCACCCCCCUCCGGCUCACAUUCAUCCUUGUGGCUCAGCUUCUCCAGAGCUGCGGCUGCAGGCAUGUGCCACCAUCAACUGUAAUCGGAGUUUGCUCUCACUUGAGCUUUUUAUUUACCCCAUAAAUUAGAGAUACAAAGAAUGGUGACAGGCACCUGCCUCUGCUCUCAGCUGUCCUGCUGGCUGAAGUAGAAUCCACGAAGUCCAAGAACUUGAGACAGUCUGGCAUCAUACUAACACCUCAUCUCAAAAAAUAUGUCAGAAAAUAAAACUAUCAAGGGAUUAUCUUUGAAUUUUAUCUUUUCUUCCUGGAAGUGAAGGGAAUAACCAUAUAUGCUAACCAGUUUUCCAUGAGGAAUAUUUAAAUCGUGGUUAUAAUGUGGCUGACUCUGGCUUUCCCCAUAGCUAUAAAGAGUAAUCUGAAAUGCCACUGUUAAUAAGUGUAGGCAUGGAGUGGAGCUCAGUGGGAGAGCACUUACACGGCGGUAAGAGCACUUAGAAGGCUGCGGGUCCAAAGUCUAGGAAUGUAACUGAAAAGUGGAAAGACAUAUUAGAAAUAUUACAUUUAAAAUAUAGACAUGGAUAUGUGACUGAGUUGAUACACUGCUUGCCUAGCAUACAUGAAGCCAUGGGUUCAAUCCACAGCAUCACAUAAGCCAGGUAUGCUAGCACAUAUGUGUAAUACCAGUUCACUCAGGAGACAGAGACAGGAAAAUCAGAAGUUCAACCUCAUCCUUGAGUAUAUAGCAAGUUUAAGGCCAACCUGAGCUACAUAAGACUCUAUCCCAGAGACAAAACACACAAACAAACAAGAAAAAAAAAACAAGAAAAGAUACUGUGACUAUUCCCUGCUAUUGACCAUGCAAUAGCCUUCUCAUGUAAUAGAGGUUUAUGGAAAGAGAUGGACAUAAUUGGCCCAGAAAAAGUGUUUUGGGUGGGCUGUUGUUGUUGCUACAAAUUUGAUGAUUAGGAGGAUACAGUUGAUCGAUGUUCCUUGUAAAUUGAGUGAUUAAUUCCUUAUCUGCUAUUCUUGUACUUGUCUCUGCCAAAUGAGUUUACGCUGUGAUUCUUAGGAAACUGGUGUGAAGACUUAUAAAGUUGAACUGGGCAGCACUCCUACUGUGUAACCUCCAGCUGCUGGUGCCUCCCGGUCAGUGUUUUGUGUGUUUUCUCCUUGUUAAAGAGCACCAUUCUUCAGUACACAGAAAGGGUUGCUCUGGCUAAAAUCUGUGGAAAGCAGAUUUUCUCGUUUAAAAUAGUGUUACUUUUGUGGAAAUUUUAAAUUUAGCUUUUAUCUGAAGUGCCUUAAGUAGAUUCUUAAUUUACUUUUCUAGUACUGGUUUUAAUAUAAUUCAUUAUGUAUUUUUAAUAUACUGUUCAAAAUGAUACAUUAUUAUAGCAAAGAUAACCAAAUGUCUGGCUUACUGCUUCCUCUCAAUAAACUUUUACUAUCUAAAUUACA
This is a messenger RNA of Apodemus sylvaticus (European woodmouse), 3901 nucleotides long. RefSeq names its product magnesium transporter 1 (gene Magt1). Gene Ontology annotation, cellular component: oligosaccharyltransferase complex. NCBI's taxonomy places the organism in Eukaryota, Metazoa, Chordata, Mammalia, Rodentia, Muridae. The record is from RefSeq and is a predicted model, not a curated record.